This is a messenger RNA of Haliotis rufescens (red abalone), 1067 nucleotides long. Its product is annotated as probable dimethyladenosine transferase. The coding region runs from base 130 to 387 and encodes 85 amino acids. NCBI's taxonomy places the organism in Eukaryota, Metazoa, Mollusca, Gastropoda, Lepetellida, Haliotidae. The record is from RefSeq and is a predicted model, not a curated record. The transcript has 3 exons.
UUUGAGUCUUAUCAAGAGGUUCGAUAAAAAAACAACCCAAGUUCAAAUCAAUGAUAAAAAGAAUGUUUUCAAUGCUGUUUUUUUAGGAAUAGCCCUAUAGUCUGUAUGUAUAUCACACUACACAAAUGAAUGCAUGUUGUUUUCCGUCUCAGCCCCCAGGCCACCAAGCUGCAGGUAAUGGUAGGGGACGUCCUCAAGACAGAGCUGCCCUCGGAUUCAUUGUUCUGUCAUAACAUAGCAAUACCUGCAGAUUUUGACAUCAAGGAAAAAGUAGUGAAGAUUCUUGAAGAGACCAGCUUUGAUAAGAAGCGAGCCCGCACGAUGGAUAUUGAUGACUUCCUGGCGCUGUUGAACAGUUUCAACAAGGACGGCUUCCAUUUCUCCUGAUGCAAGAUGUGGUUCCAGUAUUGUCUGAUGCAGUGUGGGAACUUUCGAUGGACAACAGGCAGUGGGCUCUUCAUGGACAGUGAAGCUUCAUUUGUUUGUUUCUGUGAACACUGAACACUGUGACAUCUCCGUAAAAGACGACUAUGCUUGUCGUAAGAGGCGACUAACAGGAUUGGAUGGUCAGACUCGCUGACUUGGUUGAUGCAUGUCAUCCAUCCCAAUUGCGUGGAUCAAUGCUCAUGAUAUUAAUCACUGGAUUGUCUAUCAAUCACUGGAUUGGCUAGUACAGACUCGAUAAUUUACAGACCUCUGCAUAUGGCUGGAAUAUUGCUGAGUGCGGCGUAAACAACAAACCAACUGUGACAUCUGAAUGCAUGAAUGCCAGUUGUACAGUACACAUCGUCAUGAGCUGGAACACUCUGAAGUCUGUCAUGAAGCUUGUGUCAAGGAAUCACAGACACUGAAUAUCGUGGAACACUAUUGACUGCCAAGAGUGGUGGCUGUCAGUCUGACCAGAUGACAGGUAUUACAUUAGUGCCAAUACCUUGCGAUACCUUGAGGUACAUUGUGUGUACUGUAUCGUGACCUAUAUCAGCAGCAUGUCAUAUGGUAUGCAAUUGAAUUGCAUACUAUUUGCUGACAGUGUGUAUGUAUGUGUGUGCAGGAGUUCUCAAGCCACU